GGGUCGUAAGUGUGGUCCUGCAUUGUGCAUUUCAAAAGGAGCAAAGGCAAAACACUCAGACCAACUGCCUGCCUGCCUGCUGGUUACUCUUCCACUCUGGAGUGGCUCAGCGAGGCCGACGGCUACGGCCCCAUAAUGGACAGCGCAGCGCAGAGGGCAAUUGAGGUCACACUUCAGACAACCAACAUGCGCGGUGACAACAACCGUUAUUGAUGAUGACAGGGGUUUGUUGUUGUGAAUGAACUGCCCUGCAAUAUGAAUGGAUGAUGUCCGGCAUGCUGUGGUGGAUCUGGAGGUGAAAUAUGGCGGAAUGGCAACUGGCCUUAACGAAGGAAAGUGUGAGAUGGUGACAGGAAGUGAGUGGGAGAGAGAAACAGGGCAGGAUCAUGAAAUGAUGACCUCGCGCCGGAUUCGAACAAACCAUGCCCUCAUCGGAAAGGCCUGGAUCUCAGAGAGGGCUGACCUGAAAAAAGCAGUGUUGGAGUAUUGUGCAGGAACAGAUGCGACUGUUGUUUUGAGUGGACUACUUGGGACUGACACUAUUGUGCUAACACAGUUUCAAAACUCUGAAAGACCCUGCUGCUCAACACACCUGCACUCUACUGUGACUACAGUCUUUUUCUGUUCUGCCCCUGAAAUCAGCACAUUUGGCGAUAUUCUUCAUUUAAGAGGAGGCUUACAGCGUAGUAGUAGUAGCACCAUGGUUCUGGCUUGCGCAAUCGAGAUGAGCCCAGAGAUAGCCUCCAUGACCAGCCCCCAGGAGAUCUCCGCAGCUCCCCAGGCGAAGGCAUCCAAGGGGAGAGGGAACCAGCACCACCAUCCGCAGCAGCAGCAGCAGAAGCGGUACAUGCAGAAGGACGGCCACUGCAACUUCUCCUUCCAGCAGACCUCUGGUGAGUGGGGCCACUACGUGACGGACAUCUACACCACCCUGGUGGAGAUCCGCUGGAGGGUCAUGCUCCUGGUCUUCUCCCUGGCCUACAUCCUCUCCUGGCUGACCUUUGCACUGCUCUACUUCCUGAUCGCGUACUUGCACGGCGACCUGGACAUAGGGGAGGAGGGCCCCACCGAGCUGAAUCCGUGUAUGCUAAAUGUGCACAGCUUCACGGGCGCUUUCCUGUUCUCCAUGGAGACCCAGGCCACCAUCGGCUACGGCUUCCGGGGCAUGAACGACGUCUGCAUGGAGGCCAUCGUGGUGGUGACGGUGCAGGACGUGCUCAGCUGCUUCAUCGACACGGCCGUCAUCGGCGUGGUCAUCGCCAAGAUGGCCUGCGCCCGCAAGAGGGCCCACACGGUGGGCUUCAGCAAGUGGGCGGUGGUGAACGUGCUCGACGGCGCCCUCUGCCUGCAGUGGCGUGUCGGCGACUUCCGGGGCAACCACAUCCUGGAGGGCGAGGCGCAGGGGCAGCUGGUGCGCCGCCAGUGCACUACACAUCCCCCGGGGAGCGGGGGCGGGAGCGGGGGUGCCGAGGUGAGCGUGACCUUCCAGGACCUGAAGCUCAAGUGCCGCUCCCUCUCGCUGGCUACGCCCGCCACCGUGGUCCACGUGUUGGACCAGCACAGCCCCCUGUACGGCCUGAGCCCCCAGGCGCUGGUGCAGGAAGAGCAGGGCCUGGAGCUGGUGGUGUCCUUCACCUACACGGACGACUCCACGGGGAUGCUGAGGCAGACGCGCACCUCCUACACCCCCGGGGAGAUCCGCUGGGGCCAGCAGUUCCAGCCCAUGCUGCGGCUGGGCAGGAGGCACUACCACGCCGACUACUCCCUCUUCCACCAGACCAGCUGGGUGCAGGUGCCCAUGAUGAGCGCUCAGGAGAGGGACGGGGCACGGGGGGCUAUUGUGGCUGCAGGGAGCGGGGAAUCAAGCGGGCAGGCAACGCGGCUGAAACUGCCAGCUCGCCAGAGGGAAAAGACUGACUCACUGGUGCUCCAAGAGGCCUGGCUUUAGGACUGACAUCCCUUCCACAUACGGAAAUGAAAUGUAUAUAUAGUAUCAUUAUGUAGGACAUUUGUGUGUAUCAAGUUCUCUCUUUAAAACGAUGUAACCCUACAACCUCAAUGUUGCCGUUCGACGGCAGGGUUUUUAAACAGUCUGGGGAUUGGUCUGGACAACUUUUUCAAAUGUAGGUUACUGUGCAUCUGCUGUAAGCACAGAGUCUGCAAGCUCGGAACAAUGCCAGAAUUACAGAUGGUAGUUUGCAUAGGCACCUGCUGAGGAAUUGCAGUUUUACCUCAAAUUCAGAGGCAAAAAAUUUAAGUAUGCAUAUAUGUGUAUGCACACUAUAUUGUUGAAUGUUUUUAUAAACCUGUAUGUAAGUUUUGUACCAAAUAACAUGACACCACAGCGUGGAACUAUUUAUAGUAAAUG
This is a messenger RNA of Engraulis encrasicolus (European anchovy), 2368 nucleotides long. Its product is annotated as inward rectifier potassium channel 16-like. Bases 260 to 1948 code for a protein of 562 amino acids. Gene Ontology annotation, molecular function: inward rectifier potassium channel activity. The record is from RefSeq and is a predicted model, not a curated record. Gene Ontology annotation, biological process: potassium ion import across plasma membrane; regulation of monoatomic ion transmembrane transport. The transcript has 5 exons. NCBI's taxonomy places the organism in Eukaryota, Metazoa, Chordata, Actinopteri, Clupeiformes, Engraulidae. Gene Ontology annotation, cellular component: plasma membrane.